Messenger RNA from Sorex araneus (European shrew), 6231 nucleotides. RefSeq names its product sterile alpha motif domain containing 15 (gene SAMD15). The transcript has 3 exons. Gene Ontology annotation, molecular function: protein binding. The record is from RefSeq and is a predicted model, not a curated record. Lineage: Eukaryota; Metazoa; Chordata; Mammalia; Eulipotyphla; Soricidae. Bases 206 to 3343 code for a protein of 1045 amino acids.
GCGCCCGCCCGCCCGCUCGGGCCGGGCGCGGGGCGAGCACGGCCGCGUGCCGGCGCGGGCGGCCUCUGUAACGGCGGCACCCGCGCGGCCCGAACAAAUCCCGAGGAAGAGUCAGGAAGCCCCGGCCGGAAGCCGGGGUAGCCAUAGAGACGCUAUCGGAAGUUGGGGUUGCUAGGAGGCCGGGGCGACUCGGCUGAACUGCGUCAUGUCUGGCCUCCCCGAAGACGAGGAUUCCGCCUCUGAUGGCGAGGAAGACCGGGGGUCGCGGCUGCGGAAUCAGCCGCAGGAGCCCCCGCGGUUAGCGGAAGAGGCCGCCCCGGAGCUAUCUGUGGGGGCUGAGGAGCCCUUCAGUGAUGAGGCGUCGGAGAAGCCCAUGGGGGCCCUCGCACACGACGCCUCGUCACCCGGGCCGUCGGAAGAAGAUGUUUCCAAGGACUCGGAGGAAGACCGUUCGACAGAGGCCACAACGCCGCCGAGAGUUUCCGAAGAGGUAGAGCUGGAAACAUUAAGAGAUCUGGGAGGAGGGAUUUCCGAGGGCCAGGCAGUUUCAGGGGCUGACAAACACGAGCAAGUAGACCUAGAACCUUCCAGAGAGACCGAACCGCAGGAAGCAGAGGACGUGAUCGUGGAAUCCCUUAAGAAAUCAGACCAAGCGCUACCAGAGGACCCUGAGGUUCUGGGACCCACCAUCAGUGAGCUACGUGUAGGGUUCCCAGAGGAGGCUCAAGAGGGAUCACUUACAAAACAGCAUGAUAGGACCAAGCCAGAACGGGUAGAGCAGACCGAACCAGAAUUCCUGAGUGGGGAAUUAAGAAUAUCAAUGGAAAACGCAGAUCUACAGCCACCAGAGCUGACCAAAGCUGAUGUUCCAAGGGAGACACAAAGAAAAUCACCUGAGGAGGAAAGGACAGAACCUUCUGAGCAGGUCAAACCAGAGGUUCCUGAAGAGGAACCAAGAAAGCAUACUGAAGAGACAGCUCAGGAACCUCUGGUAGAGACUAAAGCAGAGACCUCAGAGGAGAUACAGGGAAAAUCAGCCAAGGAGUCAGGGACAAAACCAUCUGAGCAGACUAAAGCAGAGUCUCCAGAGGAGACACAGAGAAAACCAUCUGAGGAGUUAGGGACAGAAUUAUCUGAGCAGGUAAAACCAGAAUUUCCAGGAGAGGAACCAAGAAAGCCUACUGAGGAGGCAGCAGCUCAAAAACCUCUGGAAGAAACUAAAGCAGAGACCCCAGAGGAGACACAGAGAAAAUCAGCUGAGAAGUUGGGGACAGAACUACUUGAGCAGGCCAAACCUGAGUUUCCAGAGGAGAGAAAAAGAAAAUCAAUUGUGGAGUCAGGGACAGAACCAUCUGAACAGACUAAACCAGAGUUCCCAGAGGAGAAACAGAGAAAAACAACUGAGGAGUUAGGGACAGAACCAUCUGAACAGACUAAACCAGAGUUCCAAGAGGAGAGACAGAGAAAAUCAGAUGAGUUGUUAGGGACAGAAGUAUCUGAACAUACUGUAGCAGAGUUUCCAAAGGAGACACAGAGAAAAUCAAAUGAGGUGUUAGGGAAAGAAGCAUCUGAACAUACUGUAGCAGAGUUUCCAGAGGAGACACACAGAAAAUCAGAUGAGGUGUUAGGGAAAGAAGCAUCUGAACAUACUGUAGCAGAGUUUCCAGAGGACACACACAGAAAAUCACCUGAGUAUAAAAGGACAGAACCAUCUAAGCAGGUCAAACCAGAGUUUUCAGAAGAGGAACCAAGAAAAUCAAUUGGGGAAGCGGAACCACCUGAGCAGACUAAAGCAGAAUUUCCAGAAGAGAUCCAGAGAAAAUCAGAUAAGGAGUUAGGAACAGAACCAUCUGAGCUGGUCAAACCAGAGUUUCCAGAAGAGGAAGCAAGAAAGUCUCUAGACUUUCAAGAACCUCUGGAGGAGGCCAAAGCAGAGACCCCAGAGGAAACACAGAAAAAAUCAACUGAGGAGUUAAGAACAAUACCACAGGAUCUGGUCAAACCAGAAUUUUCAGAGGAGAGAAAAAAAAAAUCAAUUGAGUCAGGAACGGAACCAUCUGAGCAGACUAAAGUAAAGUUCCCAGAGGAUAAACCAAAUCUCUCUACUGAGGAUACACAAAGAAAGUCAACAAGGGAGAAAGUUCCGGAUUCACUAGACAAGACAAAAUCAAAGUUUUCCAAGGAAAAACUAAGAAAAUCAAUUGAAGAAGAUUUCAAGCCAUCAGAAAAGACCAAAUUAGAAAGAACACAAAUUGCAGAGAAAGUUCUAGAGUCACUAGAGGACAUUAGACCAACAGAUCAAAAGUAUGAGGCUAGGAAAUUAUCUGAACACAUAGCAAGUAUUAUACAAGAGUUCAACCCAGAGGAGUCACUGACAAAGCUAAGUGAGAUAGGUGGAAGGCCACUAGGACAGACAAAAUUAGAGGUUCCAAAGAAAAAAUUAGAAGAAUCAGUUGAGGAUAUAAGUCAAGUGUCACCUCAAAGGAACAAACUAGGGGUCCAAGAGGAGUCAGAAACAGAGUUAACUCAGACAAUAGAGUUACUGUAUACAGUCUUAUCACAGUUUAGAGGAGAGAAACGUAUAGAAUACAAAGAGGAGCAGCAAGAAGCAAAAAAAUUUAAGCGUUAUGCAAAGGUCAGACUGGAGCAACUACGCAAAAGGAAGAUUUCAUUCAAGGAAUAUCAUAGAUAUUCAAGAGGCUCUGACUUUACGGAAUCUCGGACUUCUGAAGCUUCAUUAUCUCUACAGCAAGAUUUCUAUCCAGAUCUCCAAAACUUCACUGUGUUCAGCGAUUCCUGCCAAGGCUCACUACAGAGUGAGGAAUCUGAGGAGAGUUUCAGAGAAUCCUCUGUUGGGUCUCCAAAGUCAGAGGAACUGAAAUCUGAAGAAAGUUCUGAGCUUCCAGCAGAGGUUCUGGAAUGGAGUCCGGAGAAUGUUGCAGCGUGGAUUAGCCAGCUGGGCUUUCCCCAAUAUAAGGAGUGUUUUACCACAAACUUCAUUAGUGGACGAAAACUCAUCCAUGUCAACUGCUCAAACCUCCCUCAGAUGGGAAUAACAGAUUUUGAGGACAUGAAGGUAAUUUCUCGGCACGUUCGGGAGCUCCUGGGAAUUGAAGAGCCGGUAUUCCGCCGCAGCAUCAGGUUUCCCUACAGAGACAAUGUUGGCUUAUUUUUAGAGCAAAAAGCUCACAGCGGGGAACAUUCUGAUUCCUUGACCUUUUCUGAAUUUGUGGAAAAAGCAAGAUUACAAGAUUAUGCUGUUAAAGCAACUGACCCUGUAAAAGUACUAACAGACACUGAACAAUUAUCAGAAAAACUUCACAAGCUGAAAAGAUCAAGCUAAGUUAUUUGAAGGGAGUGUUUAGUCUUGGGGAUUUCCCCCCUUUUCCCUUUUCCAUUAAGAAUGAGUUAGAAUUGCCUCAUUCUCUCACUGAUUCACAAUCUGAUUGGUUCUUCUAGUUGAUCAGAUUAUUAACUCAGGCAGAUUGAUAGAAGAAAACUAAUGACUUUUAAAUCUAACUCAUUCAGCCACACCUAGCUCAUACUCUACUGUGGUUUUUCUAGGGAGUAGUUCUCUUCCUAGAACAAGUUCUCUUAAAUUAUUUUAAGCAGUUAAAGGGAAGGUCAGAAUGUUCUUCCUGCAUCUUUGUGACAUUGUCUGGAGAUAGAAAUAUCCUCCGUGUUCAAAUGGGGCAGCCUGCCCUGAACCACACCGUACUUUGUGUUCUGUUUAGUCCCUCAUUAAAGCAAAGAGCAGAAAGCUUCUUUAUCUGGGCUGUUGUCAGAAUUCCUGAUAAACUCUAGUGAUGCAUAAUUUGGGAACAAGAACAUUUAAAGAACCAGAAUUAAAAGUAAAUCUGCCAGCGCAGAUAAUCCCCUCCACAAGUCCAGGGGCAGAGAGGUAAUGUUUUAUUAUUGAUUCAGCAUUGAAUCAGUAUUCAGUCCAUGUCAGAGGCAGAUUGCUAACAAGAUUGCAGAGACAGAAACUCUAUGUCACACAGCCUUCAGUCUUCAUUCUGCUGCAUCCCUGUUAAUUGUCUAUAUCCAUGGAAGAACAGAACUUCUCAUAUUGCUGAGACGAACAGGACAUUACUACUUGGAGCCAUACACUUAGGCUCAACUCCCAGGGAGCCAGGGAGGUGAGAUGUCACCCCUUCCAUUUAUGCUCACAUUCCAAAGAGGGCACCAAGGUCCCCCCAGAAAAACAUUCUCAGAUGUGAGACUGACUUGAGGUUUAUUAACGUUUUUGUUCCACUUAACAAUUUAAAAAGGAGGUUAGAGAAUAGAGCAGAUAGGAUACUUGCCUUACAAAUGGUUGACUGGGGUUCAAUCCUGGUACCUCAUAUGGUCCCAUGAACCCCAGCAUGAGUGGCCUCUGAACACGAGACAAAAUUAAGUCUCCUACUCUCUGACCCACCCUCAGAACCGUCCUCUGUCCCACCCCCUGACCCACCCUCAGACCCGCCCUUUGAACCUCCCCUGACCCUCCCUUUGAACCCCCUUCAGACCUCCCUUUGAGCCACCCUCUGACCAACCCUGUGAACGGCCCACUGACACACCCUUCGACCCACCCUCGGACCCACCCUGUGACCCGCCUUCAGAACUGCCCUCUGUCUCACCCAGUGAAGCGCCCACUGACCCGCCCUUUGAUCCACACUCUGCUCUUUCACCCGCCCUUUGAACCACUCUCAGACCCCCCAACCUGCCCUCAGGCACGCCCUCAGACCCACCUCUGACACGCCCUAAGACCCGUCCUCUGACACAUCUUGACACGCCCUCUGACCCUCCCUGCAACACGCCCUAUGACACGCCCUCAGACCCGCCCUGUGACACGCCCUCAGACCCGCCCUGUGACACGCCCUCUGAUAUUUCAACCGCCCUUUGAACCACUCUCAGACACAUGCCCUAAGACCCGCCCUCUGACACGCCCACGGACACGCCCUCAGACCCACCCUGUGACUUGCCCUCAGACCCGUCCUCUGUCAUGCCUUGACACGCCCUCUGACACGCCCUCUGAGCCUCCCAGCAACACGCCCUAAGACCCUCCCUUUGACACGCCCUCUAACCCUCCCUGCAACAUGCCCUAACGCCCACGGACACGCCCUCUGACACGCCCCUGACCUGCCCUCAGACCCGUCCUCUGACACACCUUGACACGCCGCGCCUCUGACCCUCCCUGCAACACGCCCUAUGACACGCCCUCAGACCUGCCCUCUGACCCUCCAUGCAGCACGCCCUAAGACCCGCCCUCAGACUCACCCUGUGAGACGCCCUACGACCCGUCCUCUGUCGUGCCUUGACACGCCCUCUGACACGCCCUCUGACCCUCCCCGCGUGUGUAACACGCCCUGAGACCCGCCCUGAGACCCGCCCUAAAACCCGCCCUUUGGCGCACUCUGAACUUUCACCCGCCCUUUGAACCACUCUCAGAUACAUGCCCUCUGACACGCCCUCAGACCCGCCCUCAGACACACCCUGUGACACACCCCAAGACCCGCCCGCUGACAAGCCUCGACACGCCCUCUGACACGCCCUCUGGCCCUCCCUGCAACACGCCCUAAGACAGGUCGUCUGACACGCCCUCUGACACGCCCUAAAACCCGCCCUUUGACCCUCCCUCUGAUCUUUCACCCCCCUUUGAACCACUCUCAGACACAUGCUCUAAGACCGGCCCUCUGACACGCCCUUUGACAGGCCCUCAGACCCGCUCUCAGAACCACCCUGUGCACGCCCUAAGGCCCUUCCUCUGACACACCUUGACACGCCCUAAGACCCGCCCUCUGACACGCCCACUGACCCACCCUUUGACCCGCCCUCAGAACCUCCCGGUUUUGCCAUCUAACCCGCCCUUUGACAUGCCCUCAGAACUUCCCUCUGACGCUCCCUUUGAACCACCCUGUGAACCGCCCACUGGACAGCCCUCUGACACGCCCUAUGACACGCCCUAAGACCCACCCUUUUACCGGCCAGUCUUUUGAGUUAAACCUAAAAUUGAUCGAGUCAAAUAAUAACAGUUUCUAAAUGACAAAAAAAAUUAAGUCCUGAAAACCUCUGGAUGUAACUUAAAACCCCAAACCCAAACAACAAAAUAAAGAGGUGGGGAGAGGGAAGAUCACUCCAGUAGCCGUAAGCGCCCUAGGUUCAGUCCCACCACGAACAUUCCCGGCACCACUGGGAGCAACUCCCAGCAAUGAGCCGGGAGGAGCCCUCCCAUCCCACCCUAACAUUAAA